AUGGCUCGAGUAGAUGCGCGGUCUCGUAAAGCAGAGUACAUCAAGUCACUGAAGGAUACAAUCACUCUUCCCGGAAAACCCAUAUCACUACAGGUUGUCGAUGGUCAUGUAUGGACCGCCGAAAGUGGCGCGGUGGCGAGGAAAACAUCCCUGGAAGCAAGUACUGGAAAGACUCUUCAACUGUUCAAAGGACAUACGGGACCAGUAACCUGCUUACAGAUCGUCAAGACUCCGAAAACCCAGUUACUCCUCACUGGUUCUUGGGAUAAGACUAUGCGGGUCUGGGAUAUUGCUAGUACAAAAGCCCUUUCCGUCACAUCCAUGCAUAGCGAUUUCUUGAAGUGUCUUCUCGUGAUUCCAUCUCUUGGCCUCCUUAUUAGUGGCUCUUCAGACAAGACGGCAAAAAUAUGGGACUUUGAGCAGACGCUUGAGAAUGCCGAAGUGUCUCCAAACUUACUUGGCAUAAUUUCAGAGCAUACACGUCCCGUAGAAUGUCUCGCCUACGAUAGCGUAGCAGGCGAGUUAUACACCGCCGAUAGCAUGGGUCGCAUUCUCGUUUGGCGCCUCGAGAUUGCGGCCGAUCGAUCGACAUGUCGCGCAUACAACCUCAAAGAUGUUUCUGGGCAUCGCACUGGGAUAAACGAUAUUUUGGUCUCGCAGGAAGGACUUUGGACCGCAUCGACAGACGAGACGGUCAUAUUUCAUCCACGUGAUGCAGAAAGGAAGACUGUGGUGAUCAAGCACAAGCACCCAGUCAAGAGUAUAUUAUUAAUUCAUGUCUCGGGGACGGACUCGAGAUUUCUCGUAACUGGAAGUGGCGAAAUCAUCUCUACUUUUGAAGUGACCAACUUGCUUUCCGGCAAUGGAGAUAUCGAUAGCCUCGGAGUCACAGAUGCCCAUGCCCACAACAUCACCAAUGUGGCCCAUAUAGAAAGCCAGGUUGAGUAUGAAACCUCUGAUUCGAUCUCUGUCCUCAGUGCCGGCUUGGACGGUCUAGUACGCAAGUGGAAAUUGGCAGACUUGAUAACCGGGGUCCCCGAUGCCUCGAGGGACCAGACUGCCCAAGUGGACAACGUGACCUUCACAGAGGAAGAAGAGAGGGAACUCGCAGAGUUACUCGACGCUGACUGA
Messenger RNA from Serendipita indica DSM 11827, 1131 nucleotides. The record is from the annotation of a GenBank genome assembly. Lineage: Eukaryota; Fungi; Basidiomycota; Agaricomycetes; Sebacinales; Serendipitaceae.